Molecule: messenger RNA, 633 nt
Organism: Cercopithifilaria johnstoni
Lineage: Eukaryota; Metazoa; Nematoda; Chromadorea; Rhabditida; Onchocercidae
Source: the annotation of a GenBank genome assembly
AUGCAACAAAAUCGUAACAAGGAUCGGAGCGAUCGACAACAACAAGGUACUGGUUAUUUUGGUCAGCAAGAUGGUGGUUACCCGGCACAGUCAGGCAGUUAUCCGCCUCAACAGGGAGGUUAUCUAGGACAGCAAGGAGGUUAUCCAAGUCAGCAAGGAGGUUAUCCAAGUCAGCAAGGAGGUUAUCCUGGCCAACAGGGAGGUUACCCACAUCAGCAAGGUUACCCUGGCCAACAAGGAGGUUAUCUAAAUCAGCAAGGAGGUUAUCCAAGUCAGCAAGGAGGUUAUCCUGGCCAACAGGGAGGUUACCCAUAUCAGCAAGGUUACCCUGGCCAACAAGGAGGUUACCCAAAUCAGCAAGGAGGUUAUCCAAAUCAGCAAGGUGCUUACCCUGGCCAACAGGAAGGUUAUCCAGGCCAGCAAGGAGGCUACUUCGGUCAGCAAGGAAGUUAUCCUAGCCAACAAGGAGGAUAUACAGGUCAGCAAGGAGGCUAUCCGGCCCAACAAACAGGACAACCCCCCAACCCAAUCGGAUUUAACAGUUAUUCGUACAGUGGAUCUGGACCAGGCCAAAUAAGUGGCAGUUUUGGACCAUCUGAUCAUAGUAAGUUUUCCUUUAUGUCUUAUUUAUGA